AUGCUUUCUUCUGAAGCCAAAUCCAAACAACCUCUGAGCCUUGCAACUGAUCAAACAGCCCUUCUUUCACUCAAACAUAUAUCUCUUUUACUUGCAACUAAUUGGACCAACUCCACCUCCGUCUGCAGCUGGAUUGGCGUCACUUGCAGCUUCCGCCACCACAGAGUUGCUGCCUUGAAUCUCUCCAACAUGGCUCUCUCCGCCACCAUUCCUCCACAGCUCGGACACCUCUCCUUCCUCGUCUCGCUCGACCUCUCCAAUAACCUUUUCUAUGGAGAUUUGCCACACCAACUGUCUCUCCUUCGCCGUUUGAAGUUCAUAUCUUUCCAACUCAACAACUUCACUGGAGACAUCCCUCCGAUAUUGGGUCAGUUACCAAAAUUAGAGCACUUGAAUUUAAGCAGCAACAGCUUCAUAGGUUCCAUCCCAAAAUCUCUCUCAAACCUCACAAACCUACAAUUUCUUGACUUAUCUUCCAAUUCUCUAAGUGGAGAGAUUCCAAAAGAGUUUGGGAGACUUCAAAGUCUACAAACUCUAUCAGUUCAAUUCAAUCGUCUAUCCGGUGCUAUACCAUCAGCCAUAUUCAACAUCUCAACCCUUGUAGUUAUAGCAUUGAGAAACAAUGAAUUGAGUGGAAGUCUUCCAACAGACAUGUGCAGUAAUCUUCCAUUUCUUGCUGGGAUUUAUCUUUCUAACAAUCAGCUGAGUGGCGCGAUUCCCACAAAUCUAUCCCAAUGUUCACGACUUGAGUAUUUGAGCCUCUCUUACAACUCUUUAAGUGGGGAGAUACCUUCAGAAAUCGGCUACUUAACAUCUCUUCAGAUUCUAUAUCUUGGUGGUAACAAUUUGAAUGGAAUACUACCACAUGAGAUUGGCCGUCUUCAAAGUCUGGUUACUUUUGGUGCUGAACAGAGUGAGAUUGCGGGCUCAAUUGAUUUCAAUAUUUUCAUGAAUAUGUCUUCUCUGCAAACCUUAAUACUAUGGCGUAACAAAUUCACGGGGAACCUUUCAAGGGAUGUCGGGAAUAUUACCAUGCUAACAGAGUUAUACCUCUCGGAAAACCAUUUUACAGGGCUUAUUCCCACUGAAUUUGGCCAACUUUACUAUUUGGAGAACUUAUCACUACAGUUGAACAGCUUGAGUGGUUCGAUUCCAUAUGAGCUCUUUAACAUUUCAACUCUUCGGAUUCUUGGACUUGUCGGCAAUGCUCUGUCAGGGGUUCUUCCAACCCAUUUAUGCCAUGCUUCUCCCUCUCUCGAAGAACUUUAUCUUGGCCGAAAUUCUAUCACUGGAGCAAUACCCAACUCCAUCUCUAACUGUUCUCAACUCACAAUUCUCACACUUAAUAACAACAAAUUCAGUGGUUAUAUACCUACUCAUCUCGGCAACCUAAGACUUCUUCAAAGUCUUCGACUACAUAGAAACAAUCUUACCCAGGCACCAUCUUCUUCCUUCAUUACUUCAUUGACAAAUUUCAAGUCUCUAACUCGUUUGUCAAUUGAUGAUAAUCCUCUAAAUGGUGUCAUUCCAGCUUCUGUCGGGAAUUUAUCUUCCUCGCUUUCAAUAUUCACCGCCGGCAACUCCAAAUUCAGUGGCAGCAUUCCUGUUGACAUAGGCAAUCUAAGCAAUAUGAUGGUAUUAGAUUUUUCUGGGAAUGAGUUAUCUGGUAAUAUUCCACUAACUAUAAGCCAUUUGCAUCAACUUCAAGGAUUACGUAUGUCUGAUAACAUGUUGGGAGGCUCAAUACCACAUGCUAUAUGUGAUCUAUUUAGCCUCAAUACUUUAGUUAUGAGCAAGAAUCAAUUUUCAGGCCCAAUUCCUAAAUGUCUGGGAAAUGUCUCUUCUUUAAGAAAUCUUUAUCUAGACUCCAACAUUUUGAAUUCAAGCAUACCAUCAAGCUUAUGGGGCCUAAAAGAUUUGAUCAAAUUAGACUUGUCCUCAAAUUCAUUAAAUGGGUCACUACCUCUAGAGAUGAGUAACUUAAGAGCAGCGAUCUAUAUAAAUGUAGCAAUGAAUCAGUUGUCAGGGUCAAUUCCCAGCACUAUUGGGAAGUUGCAGAAUUUGGUUAAUCUGUCUUUGGCAAAUAAUAGACUAGAAGGUUAUAUGCCUGUGUCUAUGGGAAGCAUGAUCAGUUUGGCAAAUCUCGACUUAUCGUACAACAACCUCUCUGGUUCAAUUCCAAAGUCUUUAGAAGCACUUCAACACCUCGACUACUUUAAUGUCUCUUUCAAUAGUUUAAGUGGAGAAAUUCCUAAUGGAGGUUCUUUUAGAAACUUCACUAUGGAUUCUUUUAAGGGUAAUGAGGCAUUGUGUGGAAUCCCCAAGUUCCAUGUCCAAAUUUGCUCUUCAACUAACCACAGAUCAAAGAGAAAGAAGGUGGAACGAACUUCAUUUAUUGUUUUCGGGCUUGUGGCUUUCAUCUCGAUUGUUGCUCUGGUCUUUAUAAUUGUCAGAAACAAAAGGAAAGUUAAGACGACUGGAGAAGUUGAUGAGUUGAUAUUCAUUGUGCCGGAAAGAAUCUCUUAUUAUGAACUGCUGCAAGCAACGGAAAGAUUCGAUGAAAGUAAUUUACUUGGCAUUGGGAGUUCUUGCUCUGUUUAUAAAGGAAUUCUUAACAAUGGGAAGGAUAUCGUUGUCAAGGUGUUUAAUAUGCAGCUAGAAGGGGUUUUGAAGACUAUAGGGUUUCAGGAGGUGAAUUAG
Messenger RNA from Salvia miltiorrhiza (redroot sage), 2700 nucleotides. RefSeq names its product receptor kinase-like protein Xa21. Bases 1 to 2700 code for a protein of 899 amino acids. The transcript has 4 exons. Gene Ontology annotation, molecular function: protein binding. Lineage: Eukaryota; Viridiplantae; Streptophyta; Magnoliopsida; Lamiales; Lamiaceae. The record is from RefSeq and is a predicted model, not a curated record.